UUCGAACACGAAAGAUAAUGGGAAAUGGGGUUUGAGAGAGAAGUAAAGCAAAACCCAUCUACACAAAGACAGCUACUUACUCGUACUUUGUAGGGUUUUCUUCUUUUCUAUUUUAUAUAAAAACCUCAUAAAAAAUCCCCCUUUUUUCUUUGAAUACCCACAGUAAUAACUACAAUGUGUGUGAAGUAUUUUAACUGAAAUCAAGGAUCAGUUGUGGGUUUUUUAAGAUCUUUACAUUGUAAUAAUAAAGGAUCUUUAAAGUUGGUCUAGUGAAAGAUGGAAUUAGAUACACCUCUUGAUUUUGCAGCAUUUCAACUCUCACCAAGACAUUCAAGAUGUGAAUUGGUUGUUUCCAUUAAUGGAAACACUGAAAAGCUCGCGUCGGGUUUAGUGAAGCCGUUUAUGACUCAUUUGAAGGUUUUAGAGGAUCAGAUUGCGUUGUCGGCUCAAUCUAUAAAGCUUGAAGUGGAUAGACAUAAAAAUGUGGAUUCAUGGUUUACUAAGGGAACCCUUGAGAGGUUUGUGCGUUUUGUAAGUACACCGGAAAUUGUAGAGCUAGUGAUUACCUAUGAUGCUGAAAUGUCUCAGUUGGAAGCUGCUCGUAGAAUAUAUUCACAGGGAUCAUCUGACCAGAGUAACUCAGGUGAUGGAAGAUCAAGUACGACAGCCAGGGCUGAUGCAACAAAGAAAGAACUUUUGAGGGCGAUUGAUGUAAGGCUAACUGCUGUGAAGCAGGACUUGAAUACAGCGUGUGCUCGUGCUGCUUCUGCUGGCUUUAAUCAGGACACGGUAUCUGACCUUCAAUUGUUCGCUGAGAGGUUUGGUGCGACACGCUUAAAUGAAGCUUGUUGUAAAUACAUAUCACUUUAUGAUAAACGCCCUGAGUUGUUCACCAACUCAUCAAAGUCUAUCUUCAGAGAUCAAGGCAUCCGGUGCUCAUACGGCUCAGAUAUGUCAAUCGAUGACGAUCCAUCACCAACGAUAACCAAAACUACAGCCGACCAGUCUGCUAACCCUCCACUCAAAUCCUCUUCCUCAACCAACUUCCCUAUACAACCUAGCAGCAUAGGAAAAGAUGAAACUGUUUCCGAGGAUGAAAAAAUAAAGAAAGAGAUUGCUAGUGGCGGGGCUGAGGAACAGUUGGCUCAGACAGCUACCCAGCCAUCUUCUAGGAGGCUAAGUGUUCAAGAUCGGAUUAAUCUUUUUGAAAACAAACAGAAAGAGGUUGUUUCUGCUACCGGGAGUGGUGGAAAACCACCAGCCAUUGCUAAGCCUGAGCUUCGUAGGCUUUCAUCUGAUGUUUCAAAUUCACCAGCAGCUCCUCCUCCGGCAGUUCUUAGAAGAUGGAGUGGUGCUAGUGACAUGAGCAUUGACUUGACUGGUGAGAAGGGAACUGACAGUCCAAAGCCGCCAUUGAAUGAGACACCAACUGAGGUCCAGAAAAGUAAACCUGAUUUGAUAGAUCAAAUGAGUUGUAGUUCUAGUAGGGGCGAGGAAGACCCAAUAACUAAAGUUGAGAAUAUUUCUGUUAGGCCUGAAGAAUCUGUUGGUUCUAACCACCCGUCUUCUACUUUGGAGAAGACGCAGUCUUGGUCAUCCUUAACCAAGUCAGACGAUGAUUCACUGGAGGUACGCUUAAGACCACAUACUCAGAUCAAGUCUUCUCAUGGUUGUAAUCAAGAAGAUUUCAGGCAUUCAAAUGUUGAAACGUCACAUAAUGUAGCAGAUGCAGAACAAUUUGAGCCCCCGCCCAAACCAAUGACAUUAAAGGCUCCUUCAAAGAAUAAUAUAAGUCAUCAGAGAGGUGGUUCUGGAUCAAAAAUUCAGGAAGCUGUAGCUGCUUCACAGCAUAGGGGUGCUGAGAUUGGUUCAUUACGUUCGCAAGCUAGGUCCAGUUAUUCUGCAGAAACUGAGGAAGUUAACAGGAAAAAUAAUGCACCAACAGAGAAACAAUUUGGUGAAUCUGGACUUCAAAAGGCAAAGGUACAAAAGAAUGUUUCGAGGGAUGAAAGCAGAUACGUUGAUGGGUACAGUAAUACACCACCAUCUGGUAAAUUUGUUCAGGUGGCGGGGUCUGGCUCAAUGCCAUCAGAAGAACCUGUUGCUGAACAAGUGCAUAGGUCUAGACAAUUAAAAGGGAACCAAGAACUCAACGAUGACCUUAAAAUGAAAGCAAAUGAACUAGAAAAGCUUUAUGCAGAGCAUAAACUUAGAGUUCCUGUGGAUCAACCUAAUAAUGCACGUAGAGCUAAGCCUUCAGAAGACCAAUCUGUUUCUACUCCAGUUUGUGAACCAAAAACAGAAUUUAGUUCUCCUGUUAAGUUCUCACCAAUAGAUGGUCAGAAUCACAGAGACGCACUGCAAAGAAGUUUUUCUGAAGUUAAAUCUUCCGACGAUUCACGAGGUAAAUUUUAUGAUAGCUACACGAAAAAAAGAGAGGAAAGAUUAAGGGAACAAUGGGGUGGAUCUAAUAAAGCAGAAAAAGAAGCUAGGAUGAAAGCCUUGCACGACAGCCUUGAGCGUAGUAGUGCUGAAAUAAAGGCUAAACUUUCAUGGUCUGCUGAUAGACAAGAUUCUGUAUCAACUACCCGUCGACGUGCUGAAAGAUUGAGGUCGUUCAAUGCCCGAUCGGCUCUCAAGAGGGAGCAACCAUUAGAUUUUGGGCAGAUCGAAGAUGAUGAAGAUUUAUCUGAAUUUUCAGAACUGAAACUUACGAACAAUGGUGUCUAUAAAAAUGUUCAAAGUAGAAAACCUUUACCAGUGAAGAAUUCGUCUACAGCCACAACACGCACUCCAGUUGUACCAGUUCCAAAAUCAGGUACCAAAGUAGCUUCUAGUUCUGGGAGGCGGAGGGUACAAUCGGAAAAUCCUCUUGCACAAUCUGUUCCCAACUUCUUAGACUUGAGAAAAGAGAAUACUAAGCCAUAUUCUGUAGCCAGCAAAACAGCUGCCCGUUCUCAGUUGAGAAACCACACACGCAGCAGAAGUACCAAUGAAGAGCCACAACCUGUCAAGGAAGAGAAAGCUGGACGGUCUCAGUUCUUGAGGAAGAACCCUCCAAAUCUUUCCGAGAGUUCGGACAGUGUCAUUUUGACCCAGUUUUCGAAAACCAUGGAACCAAAGUCCUUCCAUAGGAGGAAUAACAGCGUAGGUGGAAGCGGGAUUGCAAAACUGAAGGCUUCAAUGGUGAUGAAAACCGAAGAAGAAUAUGAGCCAGAUGAUGAGGAAGAAGAGUUUGAGAUCUUGGAAACUGAAUGUCAAGAAGAUGUGGUAGAUGAGAUGGAGUUGAAAAACGAGAGUUUGGUAAACUCUGAAUCUGGAAACGGUCAGACAGACCCUAGUUUGACCACUGAAUUACCCAUGCAAGACUCACCUGGUGAAAGCCCGAUGUCAUGGAAUUCACGCAUCCAUCACCCCUUUUCUUAUACUCACGAUAAUGAUGCUAACAUGGAAUCUUGGAAUCUGGAUUCAACAGCGGAAGAUGUAGCCCGGAUGAGGAAGAAAUGGGGAAGUGCCCAAAAUAAUAUUCUUGUUGCCAACUCCUCUUCUGGCCUCCAAUCGCGUAGAGAUAUGACAAAAGGAUUUAAACGGUUUUUGAAAUUUGGAAGGAAAAGUCGUGGUACCGACAAUAUUGCUGAUUGGAUUUCUGCUACGACUUCCGAAGGAGACGAUGAUACGGAAGAUUCUAGAGAUGUUUCUAAUCGGUCAUCAGAUGAACUAAGAAAGUCAAGAAUGGGAUAUUUACACGAAGGGAGCUUCAACGAAUCCGAUUUUUUCACAGAUCAAGGUCAUAUGUCACAAAGCUCAAUCCCAACACCUCCAGCAAACUUCAGACUGAGGGAAGAUCACCUUUCUGGAAGCUCUAUCAAGGCUCCUCGAUCUUUUUUCUCUUUGUCAUCAUUCCGGAGCAAGGGAAGUGACUCAAAGCUGAGAUGAGGUAGUCUUUUGGGGUGUUCGUUGGUUGAUAGGUAUAUAAAAAGAAAAAUAGAGAAUGAUUGAGGUUGGCAAACAUUUCGUUAUAUGUUGUGGUAGUCAGCUUCGAGUUAUUUUUGGUUGUAUAUUGUAUUUCAUGAGCUAAAUAGCCAAUUGGCGGAAACCUUAUUGUUGAAUUCUGUAGUCCUUAUGGAGCAAGUAUUCCCAUUUUUUUGCCCUAUGUACACAAAACACUUGAAUUUGAACUCGAAAAUCUGAAUGGUUAUCUCAAUUGUUCUGGUUA
This is a messenger RNA of Erigeron canadensis, 4216 nucleotides long. RefSeq lists its product as uncharacterized. Lineage: Eukaryota; Viridiplantae; Streptophyta; Magnoliopsida; Asterales; Asteraceae. The record is from RefSeq and is a predicted model, not a curated record. The coding region runs from base 277 to 3936 and encodes 1219 amino acids. The transcript has 10 exons.